GGAUGUGUAGUUUUUAGGGGGCUCUACGCACUCUUACAAAACCAGAAAAAAGACUACACUCAAAUAGUCCCAGAAAGCCUUCCGUAAAAUGAGCCAAUGAGCGUUGAGGGUCUUCGCAAAGUGAACUCGGUUGGCCAAUGAGAGGCGUGAAUGCUGCUGCCUGCGUUGCCGCGUCGAAGUCCACUUAGUUUUCUAGGAGCUUGGUGCCUGGUAAACUAAACUACAGAGGAAUAAGUGGGGAUUUGAGCCUUGGUGGGCCUCACCAGUCCUCCUCCGCCUCUUCGUAGACGCCGACAGAGUCCAUCGCCCAGACGGCCAGUGACCGCGGUUGGUGCCCAGCCAGCGAAGCGGGAGCCAUGCCUGUCCCCGCUGGAUACCUCAGCGACUCCCCCGCUGCGGCCUUCGCAUCCUCGGCCUCGCUUAUCCCGCCGCCACCGAUAAACACCCAGCAGCCCGGUGUUGUCACCUCGCUGCUGUACAGCGGCUCCAAGUUCAGGGGCCACCAGAAGAGCAAAGGGAACUCUUACGACGUGGAGGUUGUUUUACAGCAUGUCACCAUGGAGGAUUCCUACUUGUGUGGGUACCUGAAAAUAAAAGGACUGACUGAGGAAUACCCAACUCUGACCACGUUCUUCGCCGGGGAGAUCAUCAGCAGGAAGCGGCCGUUUCUCACCCGGAAAUGGGAUGCAGAUGAAGAUGUGGAUCGUAAGCACUGGGGCAAGUUCCAGGCCUUCUACCAGUAUGCGAAGACAUUCAACUCUGAUGAUUUUGACUAUGAGGAUCUGAAGAACUCUGACUAUAUUUUCAUGAGGUGGAAGGAGCAGUUUCUGGUACCGGACCAUACAAUCAAAGACAUCAGCGGAGCUUCCUUUGCCGGAUUCUACUACAUCUGCUUCCAGAAAUCCACGGCAACGAUCGAGGGCUACUACUACCACAGGAGCUCUGAAUGGUACCAGUCUCUAAACCUCACCCACGUUCCCGAGCACAGCGCAGCCAUCUAUGAGUUCCGGUGACCCCGGCCGGCAUCGUGGAUCUUUUUUUCUUUUCGAUGGACAAAAGACUUGAGGCAAAACAGAGAUCUGCAGAUGCUACUGAGGAGGAAAAUGAGAACAACUAGGGAUGAGAAUUUGGUCUUUGCAGACUCUUACAUGUUCUCAGUAAGUGGAUGGACAAGGGGUUGAUCAGUGGACGGGACAGGACAAAUGAAUGUAUGGAUGGAUGAGAUAAGAAGAGAGAGCAGUUCUCCUCCCUGGCUGGAACUUGUAAAGUUAGAACCAGCAGCAGAGACUGGGUGUGGUUCAUAUCGUGUACCCUUUUCUUCAUUUGUUUUAAUGUCUGGUUUUACAAAAAAACAAAAAAAUCAAAGAAAAGAGACGCUUGGCACAGUAUCUCGAGACACUUUAUAAGCUGAGUUGGGAAUUCCCCUUCUUGUUUUGCAACUAGAAACGUUUCCAGCUUUUAUCCAGCCAAUGCAGAGUGAGCUAGAUAAACACGUUUGACUACCGUUGGACAAGGAUUCCUCUGAGGAGUCUGCUCUGAUAAACACAAUCUCUGCAGAAGUAAAUCACCACGUCUGUGUGGAAGAAAAGCAAGAGAGACGUUUUGGUUUGUGAUUAGAGCUCUUCAGGUUUUAGGAUUGGAGCUUUAAUCAGUCCAUAAGCUAGAAUGACAGUAUUUUUUUAAAGCUAAGCUGGUUCUUUGUUUGCCUGCCAAGAGGAUAUUUUGUUAUUUUGCUAAAUGAUGGAUGCAGAGUGGCACUUUGAAAGGCUGCAAUGUGAGCGACACACAAAACAAGCUUUUCCCCUGUGUUCAUAAAACUGCUUGGGAGAUUAUUAUCACAUGUGAUUGCAGUGGAUCUUGUUCUAUUGAGUUACAUUUGCACAAAGAUGGACAAUAUGUUACUAAUGCUUGCAGUCAGGAUUUUACACACACAUACCCCAGUACACAAGGUUCAAGGUGGCAGGUCAAAGGUUUGGAGCCAAAACAAUCACAUAAAAGUAUUCAGAGAGUAUUUUUACCCUGCACUCUGCAUUAAACAAAGAGCUUUUUACUCCUUAUGUGUCAUUUUAAAUUAAGAUCCCCACUAUCCCUACAUUAUGUUUCCUCGACUAUGCAACACUUUUCAACAUAGCACUCUCCAAACGUAAAACCUUCAGUUUUCAGAGACAAAAUUUUAUUCUAUCAUUAUAGUAUAUGAGAAAAAGAAAAAUCUAUCUUCAUUAAAAGAAGUAUUUUUGUUAAAAUGCCUAUGAACACUCUCCUCCCUAAUCAUGUUCCCUCUCCAUGUGAUGGUGCCAUCUUUUUAAAGCUUACCAGAGUUGUAGUAUAACAGAUCAGAAGUGGGUUUGUUUGAGAAUAAGCCUGGAUUUGAUUGAUGGUGUGACUGUAAAGAAUGGAUUGUGAAUUUAAAAAAAAAAAAAAAAAAACAUCAAAAACUCUUCA
Messenger RNA from Lates calcarifer (barramundi perch), 2442 nucleotides. RefSeq names its product glucose-induced degradation protein 4 homolog. The record is from RefSeq and is a predicted model, not a curated record. Gene Ontology annotation, biological process: negative regulation of gluconeogenesis; protein targeting to vacuole; protein catabolic process in the vacuole. Gene Ontology annotation, cellular component: extrinsic component of membrane; GID complex. Lineage: Eukaryota; Metazoa; Chordata; Actinopteri; Centropomidae. Bases 357 to 1013 code for a protein of 218 amino acids. The transcript has 6 exons.